AUGCCAUUCGUCGAGGCGACACACUCACUCUUCUUCGUCCAGGUCAAAGUUCUUCCGGGGUUGCCUGCAACGGUCGGCGGUGAUCUCUCCAUGCUCUUUGUCGCGACCGUGACGCGAACUGCCCUUUCACUGGACUUCUCCGAACAUUCUCGCUCCCUUGAAUGUUCUCUUCCUUCUGAUUCUCCGGGAGCGGAAGAACUUACCCGGUAUAUCCCCGAGUACAUCCCCCACGGGGAAAUGUGCUUCGAUGGUGUUUCAAAAUUACGGUGA
This is a messenger RNA of Sparassis crispa, 270 nucleotides long. RefSeq lists its product as hypothetical. Lineage: Eukaryota; Fungi; Basidiomycota; Agaricomycetes; Polyporales; Sparassidaceae. The record is from RefSeq and is a predicted model, not a curated record. The transcript is spliced from 2 exons. Bases 1 to 270 code for a protein of 89 amino acids.